UUUCCGCUCACGCAUAUCCUGUGAUCUCUCUCGCUCGGUCGUACGCACGGAGCACGCGUAUGCAGACACCUGUUGCAUGCAAUUAUCACCGUCACGGUAAUGCCGAACGCGGGCGCGUUUGGCUGCCGUUCACGUAAAUAGAAAAGGAGGAAAAGUCGUUGAUUGACGCAGCUUGGCGGUGUUGGGGUGGUUUAGGUUUUGGGAUGGGGGCUCGGCCGUGGCUGCAGAGAGUUGAUGUCGUAAGAAUUCGGAUUCGCUUAGGGAGAAUCGCAGGUUGUUGAUUUUCCUAGUUUGGUUGCGGUGGACUGUUGGACUUGGCAAAUGAGAAUAUCGGGAUGAGGGGGCUUGGGUGGGAAGUUGUCGAUGGGCACCCCCGACAACAAACUAUCCGAGCUGGUUGACCUAGUGAAGUCCUGGAUCCCUCGGAGGGUCGAGCCAGCGCAGUUAUCGAGGGACUUUUGGAUGCCUGAUCACAGCUGCAGGGUAUGUUAUGAGUGUGAUUCCCAGUUCACUGUCUUCAACCGCAGGCAUCACUGUCGAGUAUGUGGACGAGUUUUCUGUGCUAAGUGUACGGCGAAUUCCAUUCCUGCCCCAUCUGAUGAGCAGAAGACUGGACAGGAAGAUUGGGAGAGGAUCAGGGUUUGCAACUACUGCCAUAAGCAAUGGGAGCAGGGGAUAGUGGCAGUUGAUAAUGGAAACGGUGCCAGUGCACCCACACCUGGCCUUAGUCCAUCACCGUCUGCAACAAGCUUGGCGAGCACCAAAUCAAGCUGCACCUGUAAUAGUGGCAGCAGUACUGUGGGUUCCACUCCUUAUUUAACUGGACCUUAUCAGCGUGUGCCUCGCAAUUCCGGUCUUAGCCCUCAAUCUUCUCAAAUGGAUCCAACUGCAGUCGAGCAAGAUGAUGUAGCUUCUGUGACAGGAAUACCACCCUACAAAGAUGCAGGGGAUCGAUCUUCUAACCAGUACAGCUUCUGCAUAAAUAGGAGUGAUGAUGAAUAUGACUAUUACGGUGGGUAUCCUUCAGAUUCUGAAUCCAGGCAAUAUUGUCCUGUAAUUGUAGAUGAUAUUGCCCGCAUGUAUGGACCAUAUGAAGCCCAUCCUGAUGAAGAUAACAUCAGUUCUAAAGAUGUCAGUUGCUCCCCCGUACUUGAGAAUUUUGCUUCCCCAGUUGUAGAUGGUAGUAAAGAAGUAGGGGAUCAAGAAGGGAAACUGCAGCAGGGUCUGGAUAGUGAAGCUCCUAUGCAUGACUUAGAAGAAACUGAUACAGAACCUGUUGACUUUGAGAACAAUGGGUUACUUUGGCACAUUCCUGAGCCAAAGGAUGAGGAGGAUGAAAGGGAAGCUAUUCUAUCUGACGAUGAUGGGGAAGGCACCAGCGGAGAGUGGGGUUAUCUACGCUCUUCAGACAGCUUUGGUAUUGCGGAGUACCGUAGCAGGGACAAGUCAAAUGAGGAGCACAGGAAGGCCAUGAAAAAUGUGGUGGAAGGGCAUUUUAGGGCUUUGCUAGCCCAACUUUUGCAGGUUGAAAACCUUUCCAUGGAUGAUGGAGAUAGGAAAGAUAAUUGGUUGGAUAUAAUUGCAUCUCUUUCUUGGGAGGCUGCCACACUUCUUAAGCCUGAUAUGAGUAAAGGUGGAGGAAUGGACCCUGGUGGAUAUGUGAAGGUUAAAUGCAUUGCAUGUGGGCGGCGGGAUGAGAGUAAGGUGGUCAAAGGAGUUGUUUGCAAGAAAAAUGUGGCUCACAGGCGGAUGACUUCGAAAAUAGAUAAGCCACGUCUUCUAAUCCUGGGAGGAGCUUUGGAAUACCAGAGGGUUACUAAUCAUCUAUCAAGCUUUGAUACAUUGUUGCAGCAGGAAAUGGACCACUUGAAAAUGGCUGUUGCGAAGAUCAAUGCGCAUGAUCCGGAUGUUCUUUUGGUAGAGAAGUCUGUAUCUCGCCAUGCACAAGAAUAUCUUCUUGGCAAAGAUAUAUCCCUUGUUUUGAAUAUUAAGAGGUCACUGUUAGAGCGUAUAGCUCGCUGUACCGGUGCACAGAUAGUUCCUUCAAUCGAUCAUCUAACAUCACCCAAAUUGGGGUAUUGUGAGACGUUUCACGUGGAGAAGUUGAUAGAAGAGCAUGGUAGUGCGGGCCAAGGAGGAAAGAAAUUGGCAAAGACACUGAUGUUUUUUGAGGGUUGCCCAAAGCCCUUUGGUUGUACUAUUUUGCUCAAGGGUGCCAAUGGGGACGAGUUGAAGAAGGUAAAACAUGUUGUUCAGUAUGGAAUUUUUGCAGCUUACCACUUGGCGCUAGAGACAUCAUUUCUUGCUGACGAGGGCGCAUCACUCCCAGAGCUACCUUUGAGAUCACCGAUAACGGUUGCAUUACCUGAUAAAUUAUCAAGUGUUGAGAGGUCCAUUUCCACCAUACCUGGUUUCUCUGUCACAUCUGCUAGUCCUUUGGAUGCACGACCAGUUAGCGAAAUGAGUUUAGAUAAAGGCUUUACCUUAGGCGGAUCCUUGUCUGCCGACACUGACAAAAUGGAAGGUUCGAGGUCUCUUUUUCCUUUUAAAGGUUCUAUUCUUAAACUUCAUAUAAGGACUCUUAUCUUAGUUCUACUUGUUCAGUUGUCCCAUUCACCUUUUCUUUCUUUUUUCCCCCUUUCAGGUUUGCAUAAAUUGGAUCCUAAGAGCAAUGAACUUUUGUCAAACCAUUAUGCGGAGAAUUUUGAGGUGGGUGGAGGGGAAUCUUUUCCAAUGACAUCUGCCAGCACAUUCAAAGAUGGUUCGGAUAGCAGUUUUGUCUCUAAUGCUCUUUCCACUUCUGAGAAGGUCCGACAAAGUGACGAUUAUAGGCAUGGCGAUAAUAUUACAUUGCCAGCAGAUAAUGUUGGGAAAUCAGAUUUGGCAGCUGCAAAAGAUGGGAAAAAUUAUAAUGGGGAAAUGGGCUCUUCAAAAGAAGAGUUUCCUCCUUCUCCUUCCGAUCAUCAGAGCAUUUUAGUUUCUUUAUCCACAAGGUGUGUGUGGAAAGGAACUGUAUGUGAAAGGGCUCACCUCUUGCGCAUUAAAUACUAUGGAUGCUUUGAUAAGCCCUUGGGCCGGUACUUACGGGAUCACUUGUUUGACCAAAAUUACCAUUGUCGCUCAUGCGACAUGCCAUCAGAAGCACAUGUUCAUUGUUACACUCACCGGCAAGGCAGCCUGACAAUUUCUGUCAAAAGACUUCCAGAGUUUCUCUUACCAGGAGAACGUGAAGGAAAAAUCUGGAUGUGGCACAGGUGUCUGCGGUGUCCUCGAAAAAAUGGCUUUCCUCCAGCAACUAGAAGAGUACUUAUGUCUGAUGCAGCGUGGGGAUUAUCUUUUGGGAAAUUUUUGGAGCUGAGCUUUUCCAAUCAUGCUGCUGCAAGUAGGGUUGCUAGCUGUGGUCAUUCACUGCAUAGAGAUUGUCUCCGCUUCUAUGGCUUUGGGAGAAUGGUUGCUUGCUUCCGCUAUGCUUCCAUUGAUGUUCAUUCUGUUUAUCUUCCACCAGCAAAAAUUGAGUUUGACUAUGAUAAUCAGGAUUGGAUAAAAAAAGAAGCAAAUGAGGUUCAUGAGCGAGCAGUACUCUUAUUAAAUGAUGUUCGUAAUGCUCUUCAAAGGCUAACAGAGAAAUCACCUGCGAUGUCACUGGAAGGCAGUGAUAAAUCAUCAGAAUCAAGAAAUCAAAUGGAGGAAUUGGAAGAGAUGCUAGUUAAGCGGAAAGCAGAAUUUGAGGACCUACUAGGAAAAGUGCUGGCUGGAGGGUUGAAAGUUGGCCAUCCCAUGAUUGAUAUUCUUGAAAUUAAUAAAUUGCGAAGGCAGUUACUCUUCCAUUCUUACACUUGGGAUCGAUGCCUUAUCCAUGCAUUGAGAUUUAAUAAUAAGAGUCUGCAGGGAGGUUUGAACAGCUUUACUCAAAAACCCAGUACUGCUAAGGAGAAAACUGUCACUUCUGUGGAGAAGUUUGUUGAGACUGCAGUGCUUUCUAAUACUGCUAAAGGCUUUAGCAGUUGUGAUUCCUUUCUUCUGGAGAAAAAACCUCAUGCGAGCCUUAAUCAAGUUGAAAAUGGCAGUGAAGGUGGUGAGGCAAAUGCAGUUCUUGAAAUAAAGAAUUCAGACCAGGAUUUAAACAAUAAAAAGCAAAAUGAUACUUCUGUUUCUGCUAGUGCAACUAUUGGCAAUUCUGAUCCCCUUGAAUCUGGGAAAAUAGUGCAGAGGGCCUUAUCAGAGGGGGAGUUCCCUAUAGUUGCAAACUUGUCAGAAUCCCUUGAUGCAGCAUGGAGUGGUGAAAGUCAGCUAUCGACUACGGCACCUGAAGUGAACAGCAAUUCAACUGCAACCAGUUCUUUAACUGUCUCAAUUUCAGCCAAGGCAAGGUCUGAGUCAGAUGUUCAGGGUAGUGAGCAAAAUGGAAAGCCGACUACGAGUUCUACCCCUUUAUUCCCAUCGAAGGGAGGUGAAAACUCGAACAGUCUAGCCAGUGUGGGAAUGGGUAUCCCAAAUAUCUAUAGCUCUUUUAAUACUUACACUGCUUAUUAUCAGAAGAUUGGUGUUGGUGAAUACCAUCCAAUGUAUGUCCUGUCAUAUUGGGAGUCAGAAAGGCAAAGUGGUGCCAGGUUUUUUCUCCCAGUAGGUUUUAAUGAUACCAUUGUGCCUGUUUAUGAUGAUGAACCAACCAGUGUUAUAGCUUAUGCACUCACCUCACCAGAUUAUCAUGCCCAGAUAUCUGACUCUGAGAAAUCAAAAGAUGGUCUGGACUCUUCGAUCUCAUUGCCUCUCUUUGAUUCAGUAAAUUUACUCUCACUCAAUUCACUGAAUGACGCAACCUGGGAUAGCCUUAAAGGUUUUGGAUCAAUGGAUGAGAUUAUCUCAUCCACAUCUGGAUCUAGGAGCUCUCAGAGCAUGGACCCACUUUUGUCCGCCAAGGAUUUGCAUGUUAGAGUCUCUUUCAAUGAUGAGGGCCCUCAAGGAAAGGCCAAGUAUGUCGUGACUUGUUAUUAUGCUAAGCAGUUUGAGGCUUUAAGGAGGAUUUGUUGCCCAUCGGAAUUGGAUUUUAUACGGUCUCUUAGUCGUUGUAAGAAAUGGGGUGCCCAGGGUGGCAAGAGCAAUGUUUUUUUUGCCAAGACCUUGGAUGACCGGUUCAUCAUCAAACAGGUUACAAAGACAGAGUUGGAAUCUUUCAUCAAAUUUGCUCCUGCUUAUUUUAAAUAUUUGUCUGAGUCGAUCUGUUCUGGGAGUCCGACUUGCUUGGCAAAGAUUGUUGGCAUAUAUCAGGUUUCUUCCAAGCACCCUAAAGGAGGGAAGGAAACAAAGAUGGAUGUUCUGGUGAUGGAAAAUCUUCUCUUUCGCCGUAACAUCACACGCCUUUAUGACCUCAAAGGAUCUUCAAGAGCAAGGUACAAUCCUGAUACCAGUGGGAGCAAUAAAGUAUUACUGGAUCAGAACUUGAUCGAAGCAAUGCCAACCUCUCCGAUAUUUGUUGGAAAUAAGGCAAAGCGUUUGCUUGAGAGAGCUGUCUGGAAUGACACUGCAUUUCUCGCUUCUAUUGAUGUGAUGGACUACUCAUUACUUGUUGGAGUAGAUGAGGAAAGGCACGAGCUGGUUCUUGGCAUUAUCGAUUUUAUGAGGCAAUAUACAUGGGAUAAGCACCUUGAGACUUGGGUGAAGACGUCAGGCUUUCUUGGCGGGCCAAAGAAUGCGUCUCCGACCGUGAUCUCGCCUCAAAUGUACAAGAAACGUUUUAGAAAAGCUAUGACUGCAUACUUUGUCAUGGUGCCAGAUCAGUGGACACCUCAAACAAUAAUCCGCAGCGGCUCGCAGUCUGACAUUUGCGAGGACAAUGCCCAAGGUGGGAACACCUUAGAUUGAUAAAUGUCAUAUUCUUUUCUGUAUGUCCAAAAUGUAAGUUCGAAAUAAUCAUCACCUUCCCUUCUCUUCCUGUAUUAUACAUCUUUUCUCUCUUCUAUUCUUUCCCCCUUCCAUGUCCCACGCGUAUUGUUGUGAUAGAUGUACAUGUUGAAAAUUCUCUCUUUAGGCAGCAGCUAAAGGUUCUAAAUGCCAAGUGUUUUCUGUAAGGGUAUAGUGCCUUGCCCCUGUUCUACUUUGUACAAUGUCCUAUGGCCAAGCAUUAAAGGAAAAGAAGGAAUUACAGAAUGUCUGCAUGGAAUCGUUGCAUA
Molecule: messenger RNA, 6170 nt
Organism: Eucalyptus grandis
Lineage: Eukaryota; Viridiplantae; Streptophyta; Magnoliopsida; Myrtales; Myrtaceae
Product: 1-phosphatidylinositol-3-phosphate 5-kinase FAB1A
Exons: 13
Coding region: 364-5862 (1832 amino acids)
Biological process (GO): phosphatidylinositol phosphate biosynthetic process
Cellular component (GO): endosome membrane
Molecular function (GO): 1-phosphatidylinositol-3-phosphate 5-kinase activity; ATP binding; metal ion binding
Source: RefSeq, a predicted model, not a curated record